CCGCCGGAUCCGGGGCCGGGUCCGGGGCCCGGGGCCGCGCCUGGGGCCCCGAGGUGCAGGUGCGGGCGCUGCCCGGCCCCCACCGAGGAAUUGCCGAAAUUCUGAUGAACAGGCCCCAUGCCCGGAACUCCUUGGGGAAAGUCUUUGUCAGCGAGUGGUUUGCGGCACUGGACCAGCUGCGUGGAGACAGCGGAGUCCGGGCGGUGGUGGUCAGGAGUGCUGUGAAAGGGGUGUUUUGUGCAGGCGCCGACCUGAAGGAGCGUGAGCAGAUGAGUGACGCCGAGGUGGGACCGUUCGUGCAGCGACUCCGGACAUUGAUGGACGAGAUUGGCCGAGGACGCCUGGGUCUGCCCCCCAGCCGCGUUCCCCGCCCCCACCGUCGCCGCCGUGGAUGGCUUCGCCCUGGGCGGGGGCCUGGAGCUCGCCUUGGCCUGCGACCUGCGCGUUGCAGCUUCCUCUGCCAUCUUGGGACUCAUCGAGACGACCCGCGGACUCCUUCCCGGGGCAGGCGGGACUCAGCGCCUGCCCCGCUGCGUGGGCACCGGCCUGGCCAAGGAGCUCAUCUUCACCGGGCGACGCGUGGACGGACGGGAGGCCGCGGGCAUGGGGCUGGUGAACCACGCCGUGCAGCAGAACCAGGACGGGGAUGCAGCCUACCGCCGGGCCCUGGCUUUGGCCCUGGAGAUCGUGCCCCAGGCCCCAAUAGCCGUGAGACUGGGCAAAGUGGCCGUGUCCAGAGGGAUGGAGUGGCCGCCUCAGUCUCCCUCUGCUCCCCCAGGUGGAUCUGGCGUCGGGCCUGGCUCUCGAAGGGCUUUGCUACGCUCAGAACAUCCCGACCCGUGACCGGCGGGAAGGCAUGGCAGCCUUCCGGGAGAAGCGGCCUCCCCGCUUCACGGGCCAGUGACGCCCCGGCGGGCACCCGGCCCCCUCCUCCUGGCUGGCCUCCAGUCCUGAACUCCCAACCGGGCCAGCCAUGCUCCUCGACGCCCCCGUGCCCUGCUGGUCCCCCCGCCCUCCCCACAUCCAGCUUCUGUGUUGUUUCUGGCAAGAAGGAGGUUGUCCAGGGUGAACUCUCACUCCAUAAAGUUUCCACCUUGCCACUACUGAAGCCCAGCCCGUGUCUCUGUAGCCCCGGUCUCUGCGGGCUGUCGGGAGCAGCGGGCAGCAGUUGGGGAUGAUGUGGCCCGGGGAAGGGCUUUGGGUUGUGCUAAAGAGGAGCGGCUCAGUAGCUCACUGCUGACCUUGGGCUUGCUGGAACACCUGAUGGGGCCUAGCUGUUCGGGGAGGCGCAGCCCCACAGUCAUAAUAAUAAUUAAUAAUUUUGGUAUUC
Molecule: messenger RNA, 1330 nt
Organism: Tachyglossus aculeatus (Australian echidna)
Lineage: Eukaryota; Metazoa; Chordata; Mammalia; Monotremata; Tachyglossidae
Gene: ECHDC2
Product: enoyl-CoA hydratase domain containing 2
Exons: 10
Coding region: 105-1178 (357 amino acids)
Biological process (GO): fatty acid beta-oxidation
Cellular component (GO): mitochondrion
Molecular function (GO): enoyl-CoA hydratase activity
Source: RefSeq, a predicted model, not a curated record